ACCACCGCCCGCGUCGCCGCGCCGGAGCCGAGGAGCCCCGGCCGUCGCCCCGCUGCGCCUUUCGCCGCUGGCUCCCGCGUGCUCGGACGCAUUCCAACAGCCUGUUAAAACAUGGUGGAUUACUAUGAAGUUCUAGGCGUGCAGAGACAUGCCUCGCCCGAGGAUAUUAAAAAGGCAUAUCGGAAACUGGCACUGAAGUGGCAUCCAGAUAAAAAUCCUGAGAAUAAAGAAGAAGCGGAGAGAAAAUUCAAACAAGUAGCUGAGGCGUAUGAGGUGUUAUCAGAUGCUAAAAAACGGGACAUCUAUGACAGAUAUGGCAAAGAAGGCUUAAACGGUGGCGGUGGCGGUGGAAGCCAUUUUGACAGUCCAUUUGAGUCUGGCUUCACAUUCCGAAACCCAGAUGAUGUCUUCAGGGAAUUUUUUGGUGGAAGGGACCCAUUGUCAUUCGACUUCUUCGAUGACCCAUUUGAGGAUUUCUUUGGGAAUCGAAGGGGCCCCCGCAGAAGCCGGAACCGAGGCACGGGAUCGUUUUUCUCGGCUUUCAGUGGAUUUCCCUCCCUUGGAGGGGGAUUUUCUUCUUUUGAUACAGGCUUCACUUCCUUCGGUUCGCUAGGUCACGGGGCCACUUCGUUCUCUUCCACGGCAUUUGGUGGCAGUGGGAUGGGCAACUACAAGUCUAUAUCGACUUCGACUAAAGGGGUUAAUGGCAGGAAAAUCACCACCAAGAGGAUUAUCGAGAACGGUCAAGAAAGAGUGGAGGUGGAAGAAGACGGCCAGUUAAAGUCCUUGACGAUAAAUGGUAAGGAGCAGCUGCUGCGCUUGGAUAACAAGUAGCUCACCGCACGCGCGUAGCAGAAUGUGAACUCGGGCACACGCCGUGUGAGGAUAACAGGAGCAUUUUUUUGAAGAUUUCAAACGAA
Messenger RNA from Hippopotamus amphibius kiboko, 920 nucleotides. RefSeq names its product dnaJ homolog subfamily B member 6-like. Gene Ontology annotation, cellular component: endoplasmic reticulum membrane; cytosol. Gene Ontology annotation, biological process: protein refolding; positive regulation of proteasomal ubiquitin-dependent protein catabolic process. The record is from RefSeq and is a predicted model, not a curated record. Lineage: Eukaryota; Metazoa; Chordata; Mammalia; Artiodactyla; Hippopotamidae. Gene Ontology annotation, molecular function: ATPase activator activity; Hsp70 protein binding.